Molecule: messenger RNA, 1395 nt
Organism: Chrysoperla carnea
Lineage: Eukaryota; Metazoa; Arthropoda; Insecta; Neuroptera; Chrysopidae
Product: zinc finger protein 569-like
Exons: 8
Coding region: 1-1098 (365 amino acids)
Cellular component (GO): nucleus
Molecular function (GO): zinc ion binding
Source: RefSeq, a predicted model, not a curated record
AUGUCUGAAAAUCUCUCAUUGUGUAGAUUGUGUGCAAAAAAGUAUUGCCAAAGUACUUUAAUUAAAAUGAACAGCGAUGAAUUCGUAAAGCAUAAUUUGGCUGAAAAAAUCCAUCAAUAUUUUAUAAUAAAUAUAACUGAGGAUGAUAUUUUACCGAAAGAUAUUUGUAAUUGUUGCUGUAAAAAAGUACUCGAAACUUACGAAUUUCAUCAACAAAUUGAAAAAGCUCAAGAAUACUUAGAAGAUACAAUAAUGCUUCCUACAAAAAUUGAAAUUAAAGAAGAAACAACUGAUACUUAUUCUGAUAAUCAGGAUUCUAUUAAGUAUUUUACAGAAGAUUCAAAUGAUGAAAAACCUUUAACGAAGCGUAUAAAAAAGAAAUCGGACAAAGGUCGAAAAAAAAUUGAUCAUAAGGAAAAUUUUAAUAUAGCAGAUAAGGGAAAUCUUCAGGGAGAUCCUGAUAUUAAACUUGAAACAAAAAAUUUAAAAGGAAAUAAAACUAGGAAAAAACGAAAAAAAACUAUAGAGAAUGAUAUGAAUAAAGAACAGUGUAAAUUGGACAAAACUGAUUCUUCAGAAUCAAUAGAUAAAGAAUUAAAUCAAAUUAUUGAAUUCGAGCUAAAAGAAGAAUCAUUUAUAUGCGAACGGUGUGGUAAAAGUUUUCCCCGAGUUGGUAUAUUGAAUGCACAUUUAAAAACUCAUAGUGAAGAAAAACCUUUCAAAUGUGAUGAGUGCCCAAAAAUUUUUAAAGAUAUUUAUGGAUUAAAAAAACAUAAAAUGUGCCAUUCGGGUAUACGACCACAUGUAUGUUCUGUAUGUGGAUUGAAAUUUUCUCGAAAAUGGAUACACGAUCGUCAUACAUUACGCCAUUCAAAAAAAUCUGAUUUUGAAUGUCGAUUUUGUUCAAAACAAUUUAAAGAAGCCUAUUACUUAAAGGUACAUUUACGGCAGCAUACAGGAGAACGGCCAUAUUCAUGUACAGAAUGUAAUCAUUUUUUUGCGAAUAGUAGUAAUUUUAUUAAACAUUUACGUGGAAAACAUAGAUUACGUAAUUUUUCAAUCGCAAAUCAACAUCAAUAUCCUUUUGUUAGUAAUUAGAUCAAGAAUAUACAAUGUACGGCAUGAAAAGUUGAUGAUUUUUGUUUGCUCUCAUAUAGCAGGGGAGUUUGAAUGAGCAAAUAAUUUAACAAUAAAAUGCUGGUAAAUUACCGGGCAAUUAAUCAAAUGCCAUGCCAAGUUUUUAAUGCCAUCUAGCGUAUCCAUAAUGUAUUACUUUUGGAAAAGUACUUCAAAAUGUUGAUUUUGCUAAUAAAAAGCCACCAAAAAUUUAUUUCAGAAAAAUACACACGAUUUUUUGCCAAAAACUUAUAUAAUUUUAACCUUUUUUAAACUGUG